CAGAGUCAUCGGGGAGCAAGUUGAAUAAUCAGGUGCACGCGAAGACGACAGGGGAAAGAAAGCAUUUAUCGUGCAUCAGACAAUGCAAGACUACCGUAAUAUAAAAUAUUAAAAGGAAAGUAUACGCGUGGCAUUGGGAAACACAAAGGCACCGAUUAUUGGAAUUAUAAACAGUUUCAUACAAAGGGAAUGGAAUUAAUUUUAUAGUGAAAUGAUCACGGUGGGGAAAAAAACGUAAAAUGGGGGAAAAGUUAUGCAGAUUUACUCUAAGAAAGAAGUAUGUUGGAACUGUUUGUAUUGAAUUGGGAAUGCGAACUGAAUUAAAGAUUAACAAAGAAUUCCGAAAUUCAACUUAAAAAAACCCCACAUGAUUAACCAAAGAACUGCAAUUUCACACCGUUUUUGGAUCACGCGUGAGACUAAAUAGUCUAGGAAGGCAACGUUUUAACGCUGCUUUUGAAUAAUCUGUGUUUGGUUUGAUAACAAAAAUAAAUAAGAACUAUACAGCCUCUUUAGACUCUUCAUAGUUUUCAAUAAAUAUUUGUAGUUUAUUGCACAAGGAAAAAAGAAAAAGAGCAUCAGAAUGGAUAAAUUUCGUAUGGUUUUUCAGUUUUUGCAGUCCAACCAGGAAUCAUUUAUGAAUGGCAUCUGCGGGAUUAUGGCGCUGUGCAGCGCGCAACUCUACUCGGCUUUUGAUUACACCUGCCCUUGUUUACCAGAGUACAAUUUCUCUUACGCGAUUGGGAUUCUCGCGCUGCCCCCGUUCUUGCUGUUCCUGCUGGGCUUCGUCAUGAACAACAACGUGUCCAUGCUGGCAGAGGAGUGGAAGCGGCCAGUUGGGAAGCGCAGAAAGGACCCGGCGGUACUCCGUUACAUGCUCUGCUCUAUGACACAGCGGUCCAUGAUCGCCCCGAUUGUUUGGAUUUCGGUUACGUUGCUGGACGGGAAAUGCUUCGUCUGUGCCUUCAGCAUCAGUGUGCCGCUGGAGAAAUUCGGCAACGUCAGCGACCACGGGCUCUCCGAGAUUGAUAUGCUAAGGCUGCUUGCCAAAAUCCCCUGCAAGGAAAUCUUUGAUGGGCAUGCGGUGGUCUCCAGGGAUGUUGCAGUGAGAUACCUGCGCUGCAUCUCUCAGGCUUUUGGCUGGGCUUUUCUGCUGGUGACGACCAUACUGGCUUUCCUGGUGAGGGCAAUCCGUCCCUGCUUCACCCAGGCUGUCUUCCUGAAAACCAAGUACUGGUCGCACUACAUCGACAUUGAACGCAAACUCUUCGACGAGACCUGCACGGAGCACGCAAAGAGCUUCGCUAAGGUGUGCAUCCAGCAGUACUUCGAGGGCAUCAGCGGGGAGAUACGCCACAUCCACCAACAGCACAGGCCCCGGCACAACAGCAAGGAUUCGGAUGAGGAUCGCAAGGAUGAGAUCGAGAAGCUGCGGGGGGUCACUGACCAGGAGGACAUGAACAAGGUGCUCAAGAACUGGCACAACUGCAAACCACCUCUCAACAUAGGCAAGACGGUGUAUCAGAACGGUCAUGGGUGCACUAAGCACAAUAACCUGAACAACAAUUCAGCUCAACCCAGGAAAGAAGUCGUGGCCUACUACAGUAAGGUUUGAUUGGAACAAAAAAAUAAAUAGAGAAAAUAAUAACUAGAACUGGAGUCAUGUCAAUGACAUUGCACCAAAGGGAGAAUUCCCAUUGUGAUUCCAGUUCAGUACUCGCACUGCCCACUAGGGGUCAAUAUAAAGACGUGGAUGUGAUUUAUUGAGUUUGAUAUCAUAGGAUAUUUUUAAUUCAGGGAAGUGGGACACAUUUAAAAUAAUAAAAUAUUUCAUAAAAACUGGAAAAUGUAUACAAUGUGUUAUUGUUUGUGUUUUUUCUUUCUUUACAUUUUAAACAAAACUAAUUCAAGAAGCAUUUUAUAAGUGAUGUGCACAUAUUCAAGAUUUUGAAAAAAAGGUGCCAUUGAUGACCUAGUUGCCCUAGUUCUACCCAAACGCCACCCGAUCCUGGAUUCUUGUGACUGGUUCAAGAGAAAAAAUCAACUUGUACUGUAAUGUUUGUGCUAUAAAUCAAAACAUACUGGAGUUAUAACUGUAAAAAACUACCAUUUGGAACAGUAACUUUGUCUUUUAUAUAAAAGCAAAAAAAAGAGGGAGGCAGACUACACUGGAGUGAAUAUGAAAUGAUAAGACAGACAUUUCGAUUUCUGAAUGUUAACUUUUUCUCUGGUGGACUGAAUAAAUCAAUACCAAAAUGUGUUUCCUGAUAUUAGGAUACAUUCAGCAGUCUGUCAAUAAACAUAAAUUAAUGAACUUUCUAUGUCUGCAUGUUUGCAUUGAUUAUGGGUGUCCAUUCUAUUGCUCUAUUGUUUUGUUUUUAAUUUCAUAAAUAGGCCAGUAGGCCAACUGUAUCAACAUUGCUUUUGUGCACAAGUCUUUUUCCUGUGAUGAGACACAGAAAUUGGGAACCAUCUGUUCUACAGCUGUUAUAGUUGCUGGGGAUAAGAAAGCCUGGGAUUCUGGUCUCUUGCAGUAAAACAGCACAAAUGAUGCUCUGAUGGGUACUGUGUAUAAAUAUAUUCAAGUUAAGUACAACAUAAUCUCUAGUAAGACCACAGAGGGAGUGAAUGACAUUGAUUUAAUAGACAUAAUGUAGGGCCAUGUUAGCAAUGUGUUUACUGUUGUUUUUAAUUAACAUCUAUUACAAUCAAUGAACCGUUUCUGUUUUUUAGUACAGUUUUACAGUGAAACGGUCUUGUAGUUUCAUGUGAGCUAACACUGACCUGCUUAAAACCAGCUCUGGUUAUUUUGGGGAACAGUCACAAUACACAUGCUGCUGGUAAGUGAUCAUUUUGUGGACUCACCACUUCCCCCUCAAGCUCAUUUCCCUUUCAUGUCCCUGACAAUAAACAAAACUCAGCUGUGUAUCCUGGGGCUAAUGAAACCACUAUGACAGGCUGGUUUUGCAUUGCUUGACCCCCAGCUGUUCACACAGGUAAAGCUGCAUCCAAAACCAAUGUUGUUUUUUAAAUCGGAAACUUAGCAAAUCUCACAGGAGCCUCCUGUCAGUCAUUUACAUACAUGAAAAUAAAAAUCCUGGACAUGCAAAUCCAUAUUCAGAGCGAUAAGCUUGCCUUUU
Acipenser ruthenus (sterlet) is the source of this 3140-nucleotide messenger RNA. RefSeq names its product calcium homeostasis modulator 1a (gene calhm1a). The record is from RefSeq and is a predicted model, not a curated record. The transcript has 2 exons. Bases 584 to 1615 code for a protein of 343 amino acids. NCBI's taxonomy places the organism in Eukaryota, Metazoa, Chordata, Actinopteri, Acipenseriformes, Acipenseridae. Gene Ontology annotation, molecular function: monoatomic cation channel activity.